UGUAGACACUAUCUGUCUAACUAAUGAGUCGGUCAGAUCCUGUUGAUGAUAGAGCUGACAACAGGAGACUAACACGUGCACGGGCACUAAGGGUACCGCACGUGUUUCAGGCCUUGGAGCCGGGAGAAGAAAGAAGGAUACGUAGAGCCCGUGCGCUAGCAGCGGGGAUAGCAGAAGCAAACAGAGCAGCAAGAGAGCAGGCAAAAGCAGUCAGAGCAGUUGCGAUGGCUAACGGCGCAAGCUCUGCUGCGUCAUCAUCUGCGUCCUCGUCAGGGAAUAGUGAGAUGAGUGUGGGAAUGCCAACUAGUCCCACAAGUUCCUCAGGCACUUCCGGUUCCACAGGCUCUAGCCAGUCUUCUAGUCAAAUGGCGGGCUCGCAGUUCAGCCCGUUGACCCCGCGUCAGAGGGAGCUUAGAGAGAUCCAGCAGGUCGAGAUGCUCCGCCGUAAGUUAGAGAAGGACCUGAAAGAUGCUACCGAUAGAGAAAAUGCGAUGAAAACUAGAGCAACCAGGCUUGAAUCUUUAGAGGCUGACAAGGCUGAACUAGAGGGCUUGGAUGAGUCAGCGUUGACUGACCCACUGAAGGUAUUGAAGAAGAACAUGCUGUCAUUACACGCACACGUGGACAGCAAGUUAGACUUCAUGCAGAGCACUCUAGACCAGAUCCUGGAUGCUUUGACAAGGCCAGGAUUCCGGCCACCAGCACAAUCGUCGUUGCCGUUAUCGGCGAUGUCAGGCCCCUUUCCAGUUCAAGCUGGCACACAGCCAAGUGGCACAUCUGCAGCAGCCGCUCAGACUGUUGCAUCUUCUUCUUCAGGUCCAACGGUGGUUGCUACACCACCGCAACAAUCUGUUCCUGCACAGGGACAGCAGCAAGGUCAAUGGUAUCCCAAAACCCCAAUGAAACCGCCUCUUGCCUUCUCAGGCGAGAGAAAAGACGAAGAACUCAACACAUGGUUGAGGACAGUCCCGGUUUGGGUGAAGGCCAAAAGGACCUUGCCUGAGGACGAAGUGGUAACUGCUGCAUCUUACCUCGAGGGUAAGGCAGCCAAGUGGUUAGAUGGUGUAGUUAUCAAGGCCGGGUAUGGGAGACACAUGGCGGACUGGGCUAAGUCCCUGACAUUAGACCAGUUUAUGGAGAUGGUAGAAGCUCGAUGGCAUAACCCACAGGAGGCACAAAAGGCCACUGAUGCCAUUAACAAACUGGACCAACGCAAGUUCAGAAUGUUAGAUGACGCAAAGAAAUAUGUUGAGACCUGUCAGGUCUGUCAGCGGGACAAGCCGCGAACUCAAGCACCGCUUGGGUUAUUGAAGCCUUUACCUAUUCCUGAUGGUCCAGGAUUGAGUGUUUCCAUGGCUUUCAUGGACACUCUUGUGACCAGCAAGAGUGGAGACAAGAAGGAUGAGGCUCUUGACACGUGGUUGAGAACGGUGCUAGUGUGGGUGAGGGCAAAGAGGACAUUGGUAGAGGAGGAAGUGAUUACUACUGCAUCCUACUUAGAGGGUUCAGCAGCUCGCUGGCUAAAUGGAUUGGUUGCUUCAAAGGGUUUCGACAGAAACAUGGGUGAUUGCGCUCAGACCCACACCAUAGAAAGCUUUAUGGAUUUAGUGGAUGCUCGAUGGCACAACCCUCAGCAGGCACAGAUUGCCACUGAUGGGCUAUUGAAACUUGACUCUAGGAAUGCAGAUUAUCUAGGUGUGCUGAUCUCUGAGUUUGGCUUGUCUGAGGACGUUACUCGAUCUUCGGGGGAAGCCUACAAGGAAGAUCCCAUCACGAUGGACAUCAUCAACAAACUGCAGGCCAAAGACAAGGCCACCUCUGACGAGUUUGUGAUGGUGGAUGGGUUACUCUUUCUUGAAAAGGCAGGGUUUGAAAGGUUGGUUGUUCCAUCUAGGAAGAUUUUGUGUAGCUUAUCUUUAGCUGUGGAGACCACAGCGGUGGAAGCGGCGGCGGUGGGAACCGCAACAGUGGGAACUGCAUUAGCAGCAGAUGAACAAGCAGUGACAGGACGAGCAGCAGAGGCAACUUCCGUAGCAGAAACUGCUGGAGUGAAACCCGAAGUUGAAACAGCAGCAGUAGAAACUGCAGCAGUGGAGACCACAGCGGUGGAAGCGGCGGCGGUGGGAACCGCAACAGUGGGAACUGCAUUAGCAGCAAAUGAACAAGCAGUGACAGGACGAGCUUACCCAACUUUACGUUCGAUGGUAGUUAAGAAGAAGUGGGAUCAGGAGGUGAUGAUGGUGCUUGUCAAACGAGUCGGUGAUUGUUCCUCAUCCUAUCCACCUUCUAUCGAGAAACUUCUCGACGAGUAUAAGGACGUGCAAAUCGAGCCGACGGGAAUCACUAAGCGUGCUAUUAAGCACACGAUUGAGAUUAUUCCCGGAAGCAAGAUUCCCAAGGGUCCCAUUUAUCGAAUGUCUCCCAAGGAACUUGAGGAAUUGCGCAAACAACUGCAAGAACUUACUGACAAAGGAUGGAUUCGUCUUAGCUCAUCUCCUUAUAGUGCGCCUGUCUUAUUCGUGCCCAAAAAGGAAGGUGAACUUCGUCUAUGCAUAGAUUAUCGAGGGUUGAACUCCGUCACUGUGAAAAACGCAGAACCACUUCUGCGCAUUGACGACUUAUUGGACCAGUUACAAGGUUGUAAAUACUUCAAUAAGAUUGAUCUGAAGUCAGGGUACCACCUGAUCGAGGUGGCUCAUGAAGAUCAACAUAAGACGGCAUUUCAAACCAGCGAGGUGGUCAAACAGAUCAUCCGCGCGGGGCAUGGGACAACUCUUUUUGACCGUGUACUGGUUGAGACCGCGGUAGUCAAUACAGAGACGAAGGGUGUCGUCCUUCUUGCGAUCGAAGAGGACAGCGGCACUCCAUGGGGAAGUACUCGGUUUAAUGAAGCCCUGGCGAAGCAGCUCCUCAAGUUGGCGCUUGAGUUCCUGGGCUUUGGGAACCGAAAGGCGAUAUGGGGCGUGAUUCUGAAUGCGAUAGUUGGGCUCGAGCUGGAUGUGGUGCUCGAUAUCGCGCAUGGGAGGAAUACUGUUGUAGGAGACCGAUGGUGGGAAAACAUCGCGAUACUCGCGAAGGAGAGCACCAACGCUAGGCGACAAGGAAGAAAGAAGGCUAAGGAACAGAAGAAAAAGGAGUGGGAUGAGUGUAAGAAACAGCGACGAGAGGCGAUCGAGAAAGAGGAGAAACUGAGACGCAGAGAAGAGAGGAAGCAACGCGAGAAGUUGGAGAAUGAUUUGCGUGUGGCAAGAAUCAUUGAUGUGCAAAUAUCGAAGCGUUGGGGUUCUGUGCGCGCGGUGCAGAAUAAGGAAGAUAAACAGGAGCGUAAAAGAAGAAAGAAGACUUUGCAAUGCAAAUUGCGACAAAGACCACCGCGGGAGGUAUUUGAUUCCGAUGAGGAGGUUGCAGUCAUCAGCGCUGGUACGGAACACAUGGAACUCAGUAGUUCCGCAAGUUCGGGGAACGAUGAAUUUCCUGCAUCGACCCCUCUAACGAGGACUGCUAGGAGGAUGUAUGGGUCAGCUAAACGCAUAGGUGGAUCGCAUACCUUUCCGGUUGCACCACGCAAUAUUGCCAAGGAAAUUACUUCGACACCUGGACCGGAUGCACGCGGGAGGUUUGUUCAAGAUCACAAGAUGAUGCUGGAAUCAUUGGACUACAAGGAGGUGAAGGAACUUUGUAAGAAGGAACACGUUUCGUACGUUCGUAAGCAUCAGGCUAUCGAAGAUCUUGCCGAGAAAUGUGCGGCAGCUGCUUUCGGAAGACCUAAGGUUGUCCCUCCACCGGCGACGUGCGCAACCGAUCCUAUCUCCAGUAGUACUGAUAUCGGGUCUUCGUCAUCGGAUGAUGCUGGAGAGAGUAGCGAUAGCGAAGCAUGAGGUGUUUGGCGUACAUGCGAGCUAUGGUCGAUUUGUCGGGAUCUUGUUCGUAGACGUGAAUCUUGUCCUCAUGUAGAUAGCGAGCUCGAGACUAGCCUACGUUGGAUCUUGUUUGCUUUGGUGACACGAGGAGGUAUACCAUGGGGUGAUAAGUUUGUGAAUGAUUGGACUAAGCUUUGUCUGGAUAAUGACGAGGGGAUAGGUAAGGGGGAUGGAUGUGUAUAUGUGGGAAUCUCACCGUUCUGCAAACCUACGUACAUCGGUAAGACCGAGCGAGAUAUUAAUGUGAGGUGGAGUGAGCACCGAAACCGGAGUAGCAACGAAGGUGCGACAUGUCACUUUCACCGUUGGUUAUGUACUUUUGGGAAGGGAAGCUAUGUUCUACUUCCUUUGGUGAAAGCCCCUGUUGAGGAGCUUACGACAAUCGAAUCUGUGUAUAUCAAGUGUUGGUCCCCUGUGCUUAACUCGACCAGGCAGAGAAAGACGAAUAGUCGACGAAAUCGGAAAGGUGAGCGGGAAAGGAAGAAGACAGCAGUCGUAAGGAAAGGGGGGAGUAACAAAGGUAUUGAGAUCGU
Molecule: messenger RNA, 4453 nt
Organism: Chara braunii
Lineage: Eukaryota; Viridiplantae; Streptophyta; Charophyceae; Charales; Characeae
Source: the annotation of a GenBank genome assembly